AUGGAUAUGAAAGAACAACAACAAACUAGUGAAAAUCCAGAGAUUGUAGUGGAUCCGGCUCUUCAACCUGAUCACAAAUCAUCUCCAGCACCUUUCCCAGCUAUCAUGAGCCCAGGUCCUAACCAAUUUGUUAUUGGUACAACUAAUACUCCUCCCCCAGCUUCCUCAGGUAUGGAAGAACAUGAAGAGCCACUUUAUGUGAAUGCCAAACAGUAUCAUAGAAUUUUGAAACGAAGAGCGGCCAGAGCAAAAUUGGAAGCCGAAAAUAAAAUACAGAGAGGAAGAAAGAAGUAUCUUCACGAAUCACGACACAAACACGCCAUGCGUCGUCCUCGUGGGCCAGGUGGUCGUUUCCUUACGGCAACUGAAAUUGCUGAAAUGGAACGACAGAAAAAAGAGGGCGAAGAGUCUUCACAAUCACAAGAUAUGCAAAUCCAGACCCAAUCAAAUGGAUCUAGUUCAGACUCUCGGAAUCACAUGCUAUCAGAGAAUGGGGUUAAACAAGAAAUUCGCAAAUGA
This is a messenger RNA of Diversispora eburnea, 519 nucleotides long. Lineage: Eukaryota; Fungi; Glomeromycota; Glomeromycetes; Diversisporales; Diversisporaceae. The record is from the annotation of a GenBank genome assembly.